GGCCGGGGGCGGGAGGAAGAAGUGGCAGGAGGAGGAGGGGAAAGCGGGGGCUGCGGGAGGGGGAGGUGGUAGUUGCGGCGCUGGUUCCCGGGAGCAGCCGUCGAGCCACAACUGCGGAGGAGGAGUUCGGGAAAGCGGCCGUCGGGACUCCUCCCCUCUGUCGUCUCCGCCCCGGUUGAGAGGCGCCUCGGCGCAUCGGCAGGACCCUCCUCCGCGCUUCCUCAGGCUGCUGUCGCCGCUGCUGGGAGAUGGGCCUACUCGCCCGCCACCCUGCGCCGCCGCUCUGAGGAGUUAAAGAACAUCCAUGAUAGCAGUCUUCUGUAAAUCGAACUUUUCAAGAAUUCUCUGAAGGAACCAAGUAGGAUAUUCUUACAUCAUGACUUAAUGUGAACGCAGGAACAAGAAAUAGGUUUUAUCUCUAAAUAUGAUGAAGGGCUGUGUGUAAACACUGACCCUGUCUCAAUUCUAACAAGCAUUUUAGACAUGAGUUUACAUCGGCAAAUGGGUUCAGAUCGAGAUCUUCAGUCCUCUGCUUCAUCUGUGAGCUUGCCUUCAGUCAAAAAGGCACCCAAAAAAAGAAGAAUUUCAAUAGGCUCCCUGUUUCGGAGGAAAAAAGAUAACAAACGUAAAUCAAGGGAGCUAAAUGGCGGGGUGGAUGGAAUUGCAAGUAUUGAAAGUAUACAUUCUGAAAUGUGUACUGAUAAGAACUCCAUUUUCUCUACAAAUACCUCUUCUGACAAUGGAUUAACUUCCAUCACCAAACAAAUUGGAGACUUCAUAGAGUGCCCUUUGUGCCUUUUGCGGCAUUCUAAAGACAGAUUUCCUGAUAUAAUGACUUGUCAUCACAGAUCUUGUGUGGAUUGCUUACGACAAUAUUUAAGGAUAGAAAUCUCUGAAAGCAGAGUUAAUAUUAGUUGCCCAGAAUGUACUGAACGGUUUAAUCCCCAUGAUAUUCGCUUGAUAUUAAGUGAUGAUGUCUUGAUGGAAAAAUACGAAGAGUUUAUGCUUAGACGGUGGCUUGUUGCAGAUCCUGAUUGUAGGUGGUGUCCAGCUCCAGACUGUGGAUAUGCUGUGAUAGCAUUUGGAUGUGCCAGCUGUCCAAAAUUAACUUGUGGGCGAGAGGGCUGUGGAACAGAGUUUUGCUACCACUGUAAACAGAUUUGGCACCCCAACCAGACCUGUGAUGCUGCUCGACAAGAGAGAGCCCAGAGCUUACGUUUGAGAACUAUACGUUCUUCAUCCAUUAGUUAUAGUCAAGAGUCUGGAGCAGCAGCUGAUGAUAUAAAGCCAUGUCCACGAUGUGCUGCUUAUAUAAUAAAGAUGAACGAUGGGAGCUGCAAUCACAUGACAUGUGCUGUUUGUGGUUGUGAGUUUUGUUGGUUGUGCAUGAAAGAAAUCUCAGAUUUACAUUAUCUAAGUCCAUCAGGAUGUACUUUUUGGGGGAAGAAACCCUGGAGCCGAAAGAAGAAAAUAUUGUGGCAGCUGGGAACACUGGUUGGUGCUCCUGUUGGAAUCGCUUUAAUAGCUGGCAUUGCUAUUCCUGCAAUGAUUAUUGGCAUUCCUGUGUAUGUGGGCCGCAAGAUUCACAAUCGCUAUGAAGGCAAGGAUGUUUCAAAGCACAAACGGAAUUUGGCCAUAGCAGGUGGUGUAACGUUGUCUGUAAUCGUGUCUCCAGUAGUAGCUGCAGUGACUGUAGGUAUUGGUGUUCCUAUUAUGUUAGCUUAUGUCUAUGGCGUUGUUCCAAUUUCUCUUUGUCGAAGUGGAGGUUGUGGAGUCUCAGCAGGCAAUGGAAAAGGAGUUAGGAUUGAAUUUGAUGAUGAAAAUGAUAUAAAUGUUGGUGGAACUAACACAGCUGUAGACACAACAUCAGUAGCAGAAGCAAGACACAACCCGAGCAUAGGGGAGGGCAGUGUUGGUGGGCUGACUGGCAGUUUGAGUGCAAGUGGAAGCCACAUGGAUCGAAUAGGAGCCAUCCGAGACAACCUGAGUGAAACGGCCAGCACCAUGGCACUAGCUGGAGCCAGUAUAACGGGGAGUCUGUCAGGAAGUGCCAUGGUAAACUGUUUUAACAGGUUGGAAGUACAAGCAGAUGUACAGAAAGAACGGUACAGUCUAAGUGGAGAAUCUGGCACAGUCAGCUUGGGAACAGUUAGUGAUAAUGCCAGCACCAAAGCAAUGGCAGGAUCCAUUCUGAAUUCCUACAUCCCAUUGGACAAAGAAGGCAACAGUAUGGAGGUGCAAGUAGAUAUUGAGUCAAAGCCAUCCAAAUUCAGGCACAACAGUGGAAGCAGUAGUGUGGAUGAUGGCAGUGCCACCCGAAGUCAUGCUGGUGGUUCAUCCAGUGGCUUGCCUGAAGGUAAAUCUAGUGCCACCAAGUGGUCCAAAGAAGCAACAGCAGGGAAAAAAUCAAAAAGUGGUAAAUUGAGGAAAAAGGGUAACAUGAAGAUAAAUGAGACGAGAGAGGACAUGGAUGCACAGUUGUUAGAACAACAAAGCACAAACUCAAGUGAAUUUGAGGCUCCAUCCCUCAGUGACAGUAUGCCUUCUGUAGCAGAUUCCCACUCUAGUCAUUUUUCUGAAUUUAGUUGUUCUGACCUAGAAAGCAUGAAAACUUCCUGUAGUCAUGGUUCCAGUGAUUAUCACACUCGCUUUGCUACUGUUAACAUUCUUCCUGAGGUAGAAAAUGACCGUCUGGAAAAUUCCCCACAUCAGUGUAGCAUUUCUGUGGUUACCCAAACUGCUUCCUGUUCAGAAGUUCCACAGUUGAAUCAUAUUGCUGAAGAACAUGGUAACAAUGGAAUAAAACCUAAUGUUGAUUUAUAUUUUGGUGAUGCACUAAAAGAAACAAAUAACAACCACUCACAUCAGACAAUGGAAUUAAAAGUUGCAAUUCAGACUGAAAUUUAGGCCCAUAAUUGCUGCAGAAUAAUUACCACUGUACAACCGUGUUUGGAGCUGGUUGAACUACAUGUGACUACUUAAGUUUCAGGUUACCAGCAAAAGCCGGGUUUCAUUAUCAUAAUGCAGAUACAUUUUCUGUAUUCAGCAAGGCAUUGUGUGUCAUGUGGAUCUUAGUUACCAAACUAUGAAGUGAAGGCUUUAAAAGUGCAUUAUUUUAAGGAUAAUAAAUUUGAAGAGCAAAGCAUGUUUUGUGUGUUUGCCACAAAACAUUGCUUGAAGCACAUACUUAGAUAGAAAUUGGUCUUAAUUUAUAAUCAAUAUAAAAUACUAAUGCAAUUCUACAGCAUUCAAAUGAAGAAAACUUGAGGCUUUAGGGGUAAGUGGUUAGUGAUAUUUUAUUGAAACCACUAAGAGAUAAGUUUAAAAGAACUGCAUAGGUUACUCUCAGUAUAUGAUACUCUGUAACAUUUCUAUUUAUAUCUGGGCAUAAAUUUCAUUUUUUUCUUCAUAUGCAAUGUGGUUAUAUAAAGCUUAAUGCAGCUCAUUUGCUACCAUUUGGAUACUUAGACACUUGGAGCAAGAUUGUGGCAGUUUUUGCACAACUUUAAAAUAGAAAUACCUGGUACUCUAUCUUGUUUAUUGUUGAUGCCAUCUUAGAGGAAAAAAUGUAAAGGUAAGUAAUUAAGCAUAUGACAGCAACAAAUAAGAUAUAUAAAACUACAAAAUAAAGUCCCAUUAGGUUAUAAGUAUUACAAAAAAAUCCACCUUUCUGUAAGGGGAAGUUUGUACCCCAUUGAUUCUUGGUGCCUUUGGGAUUGACUGGGUUUUAAUGGCCUAGUUAUUUGAGGAUUUUGCUGUGUUUUUUCCAUGUCUUCUCUGGUCACCUUGGAUUAUAUAUAAAAAUACAGGAAAUAGAUAAACAUGAAUGUGAUUAAUAAUGCUGAAAAAGUAUUAGCCUACCAAAGACACACUCAGGCUUUAGUGAAUAACUUUACAUAACCUCAAUUUUUAACACAUGCAUAUCUUCUCCAACCAUGAAAUCAAAGCACGGUGCAGAACUUGUACCAAGUACAAAAGGUCCAUGUAUGAUUAGCAUUAUUUUCUCUUGCUUUUGUUUAUGGACAAUGUUCAGCUGACAUAAGCAGAAGUUGGCCAAAAUACUGCCUGUACUGUUAAUUUCCUGUAUAAUUCACUUAAAUAAAAGCAGGUUAGCCUCAAUGAUAGCACUUAAAAUGUUCUAUCUUAUGUAUUUCUUUUAAGUAUUACCAUUAUGGUGCUACUGAGCGUUUUCUUUUGGUAAAAAGAAAAAUGCCAUGGGCUGCAGUCUUCUUCCAUCACUUUUCCCUACCAGGUCCAUUAAUAUGCUUAUAACACUAGUGCCAGUUAUUUUAUUUGAUAAUGCUUAUGGUAUUUGUAUAUUUGUUUGCAUUCCAAUUUUAAUAAUGAGUGUGUAAACUGCAUACGUUAAAUAAAUGUAAAUACUAAUGUAUUGCU
Molecule: messenger RNA, 4395 nt
Organism: Nomascus leucogenys (northern white-cheeked gibbon)
Lineage: Eukaryota; Metazoa; Chordata; Mammalia; Primates; Hylobatidae
Gene: RNF19A
Product: ring finger protein 19A, RBR E3 ubiquitin protein ligase
Biological process (GO): protein polyubiquitination; ubiquitin-dependent protein catabolic process; positive regulation of proteasomal ubiquitin-dependent protein catabolic process
Cellular component (GO): cytoplasm; ubiquitin ligase complex
Molecular function (GO): zinc ion binding; ubiquitin protein ligase activity; ubiquitin conjugating enzyme binding
Source: RefSeq, a predicted model, not a curated record